AUGCCUCCAGGUCCUCCUCGUCUUCCUUUCAUUGGAAGUCUUUUACACAUGCCCAAAAGCCAUCCAUGGAAGACAUACACCCGUUGGGCAAAGGAGCAUGGAAAGGAUAUCACGCAUAUCGAUGUGCUAGGAAGCCACAUUCUAGUAAUAAACACCGCUAAAGCCGCGUUUGAACUAUUCGAGAGAAGAGGCCUGUUGUAUGCAGACAAACCGCCCUUGUACUUCUUGAACAAAGUUAUUGGAUUCGAUUGGGUGAUGGGAUUUCAGGGAUACAGCCCGCGUUGGCGAGAGUUCCGGAAAUACUUUCAUCAGUCCUUCAAUCAGACUGCAGCCCAGAGCUUCCGCCCGUUAUUGCUCGGCGCCACUCACGAGCUUCUGAGAAGACUCUUGGACGAGCCCGAUGACUUCCUAGAUCAUCUUCGACAAACGGCAGGAAGAGUCAUCCUUUUGAUCGCCUAUGGCAUCGAUGCCAAAUCAAAAGACGAUCCACACAUCCAAACAGCCGAACGAGGCCUGCAGGCAGUUGCAUUUGGAGCACACAUUCGCGGCCAGCUUUUCGAUUUCUUCCCUCUGUUAUUGCGACUGCCGUCAUGGUUCCCCGGUGCAACAUACAAGGCUGAAGCAAAGCCGUGGAAGAAGUACGCAGAGGCGAUGAUCGAAGACCCAUAUCGAGCCUCGAAAGCCGCGUUUACAAAUGGUACGGCACCACCGAACGUAACGGCUUCUCUUUUGAGCCAGCUCGAUAGCAAGCCUUCUCCGAUCACGGAGGAUAUGGUGAAGCUUGUCCCUGCGAAUAUGUACCUUGCCGGCACGGAUACGUCUGUGUCUGCCCUCGGAACAUUCUUGUUGGCGAUGACGCUCUAUCCUCAGGCACAACGGAGAGCUCAAGCAGAGAUAGACGCAGUCAUUGGGGAGGGCGGGCGUCUUCCAGAUUUCUCCGACGAGGCCUCCCUUCCCUAUGUGGGUGCGGUCGUGAAAGAAGUCCUGAGGUGGAGGCCUGUUGGCCCGUUGGCACUUCCACACUGUCUGACUCAAGACGACACCUACGAUGGGUACUUCUUGAAAGGUGGAAGCUGGGUGAUUGGGAAUACUUGGGCAAUCUUCCAUGAUGAAUCCAUCUACCCAGAUCCCGACACCUUUAGCCCUGAACGGUACUUCGACAAUCCAGCCCUACCAUACCCGAACGAAGCGUUCGGCUACGGGCGGCGCUGGUGUGCCGGCAAGUGGAUGGCUAUAGACAACUUGUGGAUCACGGUAGUUUCAGUGUUGGCGACUAUGAACGUUGAAAAGGCGAGGGAUGAAUUUGGGAGGGAGAUUGUGCCGAAGGAUGAGUACACGACAGGUUUUGUCGUGUAA
Messenger RNA from Stereum hirsutum FP-91666 SS1, 1356 nucleotides. RefSeq names its product CyP450 monooxygenase. The coding region runs from base 1 to 1356 and encodes 451 amino acids. Lineage: Eukaryota; Fungi; Basidiomycota; Agaricomycetes; Russulales; Stereaceae. The record is from RefSeq and is a predicted model, not a curated record. The transcript has 14 exons. Gene Ontology annotation, molecular function: heme binding; oxidoreductase activity, acting on paired donors, with incorporation or reduction of molecular oxygen; monooxygenase activity.